CUGUUUAAUGACGCUUAGUUGGUAUAAAUAUUCAAACUCGAUACAAUAACCAAGUUUAUAUCGACUCUUACUGGUAUUAUGUAUAGGUGCAGCAAUGACCGAAGCAUAAAAGAAUGAGAAUGCUGACAUGUCAAAGGUCCGUGUUUCUGUCGAAGGGGAAUUCGGACGCGUGACGAAUCUGUGGAGCGGGUUGGAUCAAAAGAGGUUGCAGCGCUCAAUGCAACUGUCUUUUUUUGAUUAUUCAUCUCCAUGCAUAUCGUUUGUCCCGACUUUUAAAUAUACACUUAAGUAUUCAGAUCUGUUGAGAUCAAAACAAUCCAAAAUGAUCCACUAUUUCCAGGUACGCGUGAAGUUUACUGCAACGAAAAGAACCUACUAUAUUGAUGCUGCUGUUGUUGCCGAAAAGGAGAGAGCGCAGCGACAAGGCUGUUAAUGGACGUGGUCGUCUCGUUGAGUACAGCCGACUCUUGCUGCGACUGACG
This is a messenger RNA of Zychaea mexicana, 482 nucleotides long. RefSeq lists its product as uncharacterized. The transcript is spliced from 2 exons. The record is from RefSeq and is a predicted model, not a curated record. Lineage: Eukaryota; Fungi; Mucoromycota; Mucoromycetes; Mucorales; Lichtheimiaceae. Bases 128 to 433 code for a protein of 101 amino acids.